Peromyscus maniculatus bairdii (prairie deer mouse) is the source of this 4874-nucleotide messenger RNA. The record is from RefSeq and is a predicted model, not a curated record. Lineage: Eukaryota; Metazoa; Chordata; Mammalia; Rodentia; Cricetidae.
AGGCCACAGUCCCGCCCCACCUCCCCCGUCCUCCAGAGCCUUGGUCUACCCUGCCUCCGCACGCUGCCUGGCAGUGAAAACCGCCUCCGGCUCCAUUGGCUUUGGUUGGAGCGUAGCCGCAGGAGGGUGGCGGGUCGCUGAGACCCCUCCAUGAGCCUCCUUUCCCUUCCUGGGAAGGCCUUUUCAGCACUAACGUUACGUUUGGUUUUCUUUUUCUUUUUGGUUUACUGAGACAGGGUUUCUCUGUGUGGCUCUGUAGACCAGGCUGGCCUCGAACUCACGGAGAUCCUCCUGCCUCUGCCUCCCGAGUGCUGGAAUUAAAGGCGUGCAUCACCACCGCCCGCCCCGGCUUAAUGUUUGGUUUUUUCCCACUGGUUUUCCUCCCUGGCUUGCUUCCUAGACAAGAGGGGUUUUCAUUUGCGCACUGUUUCCUGCCUGUGCUGGAAUAGACCUUGUUAAAUAUUUAUUGUCAUGUUUGUUUGGCACCCACAGCAGCCAAGGCACUAUGUGCUAUAAAACAAACUAACUACACCCCCCCCCAAAAAAAAAGCCCCUAAGGACUGUAAUUCUACUUGAAGACAUGUUAAUCAACAUGGGACAACUGACUCUUGUUUUUUAUGGACUCCCCCAGUGAUAGGGAGUUGGAAAGAGGAUGAAGGGCAUUUCCAACUUUACACUUGUGUUAUCGUUUUAAGCUUCUGAGUCCAAAGUAAAGACAGAAAAGACAAGCUCAGCCAUGGACUUGUAAGGGGUGUUACAUGGGGGUGGGACAGGACCUCUUCAGAGACUCUGAGAAUGCCCACGGUGUUAAGGGCAGAUUUUUUUGGCUGGUGUCAAUUUCGGAAAGAGAGAGAAAGGAGACUGCAAAAGACAAACGCUCUCUUUCUGAGACCUCAGAAAACAUGGAAGCUUACCAGUUAGGAUCUGCUAAGGUGCGUAUGGAAACUACAGUGUACCGACCAGUCCUGUCUCCAACCCGCGUCAACGCAACAGCGUCUGAGACGUUCACAGUGCUUCAGCAGAAGAUGAGAAUUGUUGAGGAGCAGACCAGUUCCCUGAGAGAUGACCUGCUGAUGCUGGGCUGUGCUGACAAACGAGGUCAAUUAGAAACUUCAGACUAUUUCGGAGACCCUGCCAGCCAGAAAAUCAUUAGUCCUAUCCCAAGUGAAGUAAUUUGUCCAGAAAAACCAGGUAUUUUAUGGAAGAACUGGGAGUUUCUGGUAACUCGAAUGUGCCAUUUGGAAAACCUCAUCCAGUCCCUGAAGAUGAGCAUCUUCCAUCUGCAAACUGAGAAGGAGCUGAAUCCACAGAAAACAGCUUUUCUGAAGGAUCAGCUGAAUACAAUACAGGAGGAGCACUGCAUGGACCUGAAGCUGCUGCGCCUGGAAGUGAUGAAUUUGCGCCAGCAACUGAAAGAUGUCAAGGAGGAGGAAGACAAGGCGCAGGAUGAAGUGCAGAGACUGAUGGCCACUUUGGAAAUAGCCACCGAGACAACGAAGAAUGCAGCUGUUAUUGAGGAGGAGCUGAAGACCACAAAGCGUAAAAUGAACCUUAAAAUUCAAGAGCUAAGGAGACAGCUGGCCCAGGAGAAGCACUUCAGGGAAUCUCUGGAGAAAUCUGCAUCGUCCAUGCUACUCAAGCUCCAAGAAAUGGGGUCAACUGUGGAGGCAGAGCGGCAGCAGGUGCACACUUUGCAGCAGAGCUGCACUGCCCUACACAGCUCCAUACAAACCACCCAGGAGCUGCUGGCCCAGGAGCAACAGAAGAAUGGGCAGCUGGAGACGGCCACCUCGCAGCUCAACUCUGACCUAAUUUCCAGAGAUAACCUCAUCUGCAAGUUGGUGGAAGAAAGUAAGAGUACACAGAUAUCUUUGAAGAAGGAACAUGAAGAAAACACAUAUUUGAAAUCUGAAAUGGUGUCCCUUCGAGAAGUAUCAGAAAAAGCACAGGUUUUGAAUGGCCAGCUUUCCAGAAAGUGUUCAGAGCUAAGCAACAUGCUUCAGAUUGUUAAAAAGGAAAAUGCCGACAUUAUUGCUGAACAACAUGCUAUCCUGCAGGUGGAGCAGAAAAUGAUAACAGAGACAUUUCAAGAGCAAAAUCUCCUGUUAGAUGCCGCCCAUGCCAGCAUCACUGACCAGCUCCAAACUGUUCAGAACGAUAAAACCCAGCUCCAGAUCCACCUAGACCACUUAAUCCUGGAGCACAGCCAGUGUGUCCAGAAAGCACAGGAAGCCGCAGAGAGGACAAAGGUGCAAAAAGAACUUCUGGAGUCAACUAUUGCCAGACUGCGGGCUGACCUGGAAGCCUCAAUGCAAGAGAGGAAGUCUCUGCUCGAGAAGAAUGAAAGGUGGCAGCAGGAGGUCAAGAAAACAGAAAAGGAAGUAGCCAAAGGAAAAUGCAAUUUGGAAAAGGAAUUAGCUAAAAGCAAGGUAGACAUAAACGUAUUGAACCAAACCCUACAGACCCUAAUGGAAGAAAAUAAGCGUCUGGGAGAUCAAUUGUCUUCCCUUGAACACCACAGAGCCGCUUGUGACUACCAUGGGUUUGCUCAGCAGAAAGUGGAAAAGGCCUUGGAAAAAAUUACUGAGAGCAAAAGUAAACUGGCCUAUGAAAAGGGAAAACUCCAGACAAAAGUUAAACAGCUGGAAGAACAGCUGCACUCUUUCAGUGAGACCAAGCUGCAGAACGACCAUUUGCACAAGCUGAAUAAGGCUUUAAAGGUCAGACAUGCUCAGGCAAACGCAGAGCUGAGUGCCAGCAAGGCACACCUGCAACAGAAGGACGCUCACCUGAAAGAGCUUCUUCCAGAACAUUCUGCCAUUUCUCUUACUGAAGUGGGUACUCCUGGAACAGUAAGUCUUAGACUUACUUGGUUCUGUUACCUGUGGCUGGAGAUGCCUCCAAGAAGAAGGAAAUCUCCAGAGAGGGCCACGUCUUCGAAAUCCCUCGAAGCGUCCCGGCUUUAUGUCGGCAGUGGGAAGGAGAAAGCUCCAGCGGUGGCCUUGCCCACUGUUAUUCCGAACUCCACGCGCCGAGUGACCUUUGCACCUGCCUUGCCUUCUGUGAGAGUGUCUCAGGAGAUUGGAGACUCCAGAAUCUCUCUAAAGACUCUUCUGAAUGCUAUUAAAACCAUGGAGGGAAGGCUGGAAGGCAAAAUAGACAUUCUUGCCUCAAGACCUUUACUGAGUGAAGAAUCAUCAAAUUUUCUUAAACGAGAUUCAAUGAAAUCUAUUCUUGGGAAAAAUGAAGAAGAGCUGGCCCAAGCUGUGAAGUGUCGCGAUGCCGCCCUGAAAGAGAGCCAGAGGUUGAGAGGGGACCUGGAGGCUUUGGAGGACAGAGAGAGCAAGAAGGUGGGAAACUUCCAGCGACAAUUAGCAGAGGCUAAAGAGGACAACUGCAAAGUCACCAUCAUGCUGGAAAAUGUGCUGGCUUCUCACAGCAAGAUGCAGGGGGCGCUGGAGAAAGUCCAGAUAGAGCUUGGGCGGAGGGAUUCCGAGAUCGCCGGCCUCAAGAAGGAAAGGUCUCUAAAUCAACAAAGAGUCCAGAAGCUUGAAGCAGAAGUGGACCAGUGGCAAGCCAGGAUGCUGAUUGUGGAGGCCCAGCACAGUAGUGAGAUGGAGCCGCUACAGAAGUCUCUGGACAUAACUAGAGAGGACAACAGGAAACUGGCCAUGAGCCUAGAGCAAGCUCUCCAGACAAAUGGCCAUCUGCAGUCUAAGCUAGAUAACAUCCAAGAAAAAUUGGAAAGCAAAGAAUUUGAGCGGCAGAAUUUAGAAGCCUUCAAAGAGCGGAUUGCUGAGGAGUCCAAAGUGGAAGCGGAAUUGCAUGCGGAGCGCAUCGAAGCCCUGAGAAAGCAGUUUCAGGUGGAGAGAGAGACUGCGAAGAAAGCCACACAGAGGGAAGUUUCCGAGCUGAAGAAAGCUCUUGACGAAGCCAACUUCAGAUCAGUAGAAGUGUCCCGGACAAACCGAGAGCUACGACAGAAACUGACGGAGCUGGAGAAGGUGGUGAACAAUAACAAGGAGAGACUCAAGAACCAGAAGGCUCAGAUAAAGCUGCACUUGUCGGCCAAGGCAAACAAUGUGCAGAAUCUGGAGAGGAUGAAGCAAAUAGAAAAAGAAUUAAGGCAAAUGGAGAUAAUUAAGGACCAAUAUCAGAAAAAGAACUACGAACAGUCUCUGAGUAUCCAGAGAUUUGUGUCUGAGAUGAAUGCCCUGCAGAAGGAGAUGGAACGGUUAGCCAAGAGCCAGUGUGAAACCUCGGCGCGGAACAAACAGCAGGAGCUGAGACUAGUGGCCGAGCGGAAAAUGAGGCAGGACCUAGAAAAUCGGUGUGAGGAAUUGGAAGCAACUAUCAGACAACUGAAGAGAUGUAAAGAAGCAACAGAGAAUAAACUAAAAGAAGCCAGUGUGGAAUCAGAACAGAUAACAGCUAACCUGGAAGAAGCUCACCGCUGGUUUAAAUGCAGGUUCGAUGGCUUACAACUUGAGCUGACCAAAAACCGGCUGCAGAGGCUUCCCCGGGAAGACAAAUGGCCAGAAGAGAAUCAAGAUAAGCGGCUUGAUAUUUCAUCCAGCCAGUCAAUUCUACAUCGAUGGGAGACUAAACAAAACCUUGGGCUUAUGCCUAAGAAGUACUAUUCUGACACAGAGAAGAAAUGUCCUUGACGAAGGAGCCUCCUUGUGAGAAGUUUUGCCUCCAUGAUUCUGCUGGCCAGCAAGCGGGGCUGGCCUGUUCUGUAUUUAAGAACAUGCUGUGUGACGAGGAUUGGGGACUUUGUCCUUCGUGAAGUCUUUUAUGUUAUUGCAGAACCACCCCAUCUUUUUAUCCUCUUCCCUAUUUUCCACACAAUAAAUUUAAAUUAGUUUGUUUUA